Octopus bimaculoides (California two-spot octopus) is the source of this 1780-nucleotide messenger RNA. RefSeq lists its product as uncharacterized. The record is from RefSeq and is a predicted model, not a curated record. Gene Ontology annotation, biological process: regulation of DNA-templated transcription. Gene Ontology annotation, molecular function: DNA-binding transcription factor activity, RNA polymerase II-specific; RNA polymerase II cis-regulatory region sequence-specific DNA binding. NCBI's taxonomy places the organism in Eukaryota, Metazoa, Mollusca, Cephalopoda, Octopoda, Octopodidae.
UAUAAACGUAUUUCUUGGUUAUUUCCAACCACGACCACUUCUAGUAAAGAACUUUCAAGUUGAUCGACUCAACCAGCGAAAUAUAAAGGAAAAAGAAGAUACUGGCUGAAACUUGCAGGAGAAAUUUAUUUACAUCAGAAGCAUCAUCAAUAUUUAUCGUUAUUUAGAGACUAAAAAUGUUAUUCAAAACAACUGUAACAAUGUUUUUUUUUUAAAUUUGAUGAAUUCUGGUGAAAUGUUUAUCAGCAACAUUAGUGUAUGUCACUGUCUGGAAUGAGAACAAAAUACUUUGCAUUUUGUAUAGACUUAGAUAUAUUUUUAUAGGACUUUAGCUUGGAUCAUAGUUGAUGGACAUAUAGCAGAAGGAAUACUUGUUAGAAAUAAAUUAUAGAAAGAGAAACAAGAAACACAUUUGAAUAUUGUGGUGAGAGAAGGAACAUUAAUGUCAAAUAAAUCAAAAGAUUGAUUUUUUUUUACUAUGGUGAGAUGGCAAAAAAUUUAAGAAAGUCUUCAUAUGAAUGUGAUAUCUGUAAAAAGUCAUUCACUACAAAAGGUCAUCUUACUACUCAUGUACGUAUUCAUACAGGAGAGAAACCAUAUCAGUGUGGUAUCUGUGGUAAAGCAUUCAAUCAAAAUGGUGAGUUAACUAUUCACAAACGUCUUCAUACAGGAGAGAAACCAUAUCAUUGUGAUAUCUGUGGUCAAUCAUUCACUCGUAAAGAUAUUCUAACUACACACAUACGCAUUCACACAGGAGAGAAACCAUAUCAGUGUGACAUGUGCUGUAAAUCGUUUGCUAAAAGUACUAACUUAACUGAUCACAAACGCAUUCAUACUGGAGAAAAACCAUAUCACUGUGAUUUCUGUGGUAAGUCGUUCAAUCAAAGUAAUCAGCUAAUUAAACACAAACGUAUUCAUACAGGAGAAAAGCCAUAUCACUGUGAUAUCUGUGACAAAUCAUUCUCUCGAAAUGACGAGUUAACUGUACACAAAUACAUUCAUACAGGUGAGAAACCAUUCCACUGUGAUUUCUGUGGCAAGUCUUUCCAUGAAAAUAGUUCAUUGACUGGACACAAACGCAUUCACACUGGAGAAAAACGAUUUCAUUGUGAUGUUUGUGGAAAAGGAUUCAUUCGAAGCAUAGAUUUAAAGGGACAUACACACAUUCAUACAGGGGAAAAACCCUAUCACUGUGAUGUAUGUGGUAAAUCAUUCUCUCGAAAUGGUGACUUAACAACACACAAACUCAUUCAUUCUGGAGAGAAACCACAUCAUUGUGAUAUCUGCGGCAAGUCAUACCGUCGAAAUAAUGAGUUAACUAUUCACAAACGGACUCACACUGGGGAGAAACCAUUUCAUUGUGCUAGCUGUGGUAAAUCAUUCUCUUACAAUUGUCGGUUAAAUAAGCACAAAUGUAUUGGUAUGGAAGAAAAACUCUAUCAUCAUAAUGUUUUUGGUGAAUCAUUCUCUUAGCAUGGUAAUUUAACUAUUCACAUUUGUACUCUUACAUGGGAGAAAACACAUCACAUUGUUAUUUGUCGUAUUUCACCAGUCACUGCACCCCCCCCCCCCCCACCUUUCCUACUUUUUUGCAUUCUUAUGAACUCCCUACUCGUGCACCUUGGGCAAUCCUCUACUAUCUUACCUUGAAAGUAUACUGUGGUACAUUGCCACCAUCUCUUGCUCAUACCCCCUCUCACUCCCUCCAGGGUUCGGACUGCACCAAUCUUUGUGAAUAUUCAUAACAGUUUGAAAUCUAAAUAAAGUUGGUUUUCUCUUA